AUCGCAUUCAUCACAUGCAGGCACUUGUACGCUAUUCACAUGACAUGGCAUCACGCACACACGGCCACGGCCACGGUCACAACACACACGCACACAAGCUAUACGAACCAAUCAAUCAUCCUUCCUUCAGUCAGUCAGUCAGCCACCUUGACCGAUCGAUCUGCCUACACGUCACACGCACACACAUCACUCACGAGAUGAGACACGCAUCGCAUCCUCACACCAAAACGGACCCAACCAACCCCCGCCCCGCCCUCCCAUCCGACGCACCCCCAUCCAUCCAUCAUAUCCAUUUAUUCCUUCAAGCAUUCCUCCCGCCCUCCCUCUCCCUCUCCCUGUCGUCCUCCUUGACGGGCGGCGGGGGGAUGACGCCCGCAGACGAGGAGCGUCCGAGCGUGGCGGCCAUCCCUCCGACAGGCGUGUCCCUGCCGCCUCCUGCCGACGACCAGGUGGACCCCAGCUGUGUGGAGGUAAGGGUGGAGGAGAGUGAGGGCCGCAGCGGCAGGAGGGGGCCGUGGCCGUGGCCGCCCGUUGAGUGUGCGGGGGUGCUGGUGUUGUUGGUGUGUGAGGAGGGGGGCGGGCCGCGCUCCUUGAUGAUCUUGAAGUACACGUGCAGGGCGUACUCGCGCACUAUCAUGUCGCCCUCCUCGCUGCGCACCUCGUUGCUGACACACACCACACCAACGACCACAUAGACAGUGGAUGGGGUGUGGUGCGUUGUGUUGUUUGUCUGGUGAAGGUCGCUCCCUGCCUCGCUCGCUCACUCACUCACCACUUGUUGCAUUUGAAUCGUCUGGGGUAGUUGAUGUUGGCGCACUUGCCGCACUCCCAGUUGCCGUUCUCGCGCUUGACCAACACGGGACGCUCGCGACCCCUCGACGGCAGGGCCUGGGCAGCCAAAGGGUCGCCGUAGAUCUUGAGGAACGAACUGUCCGUCGACACACACACACACACACACACACAGGCAUACAUCCAGACAGACACCUGUGGCCGGUGGGUGGGUGGGAUGGACAGCGAAUGGUGGUGUGUGUCGCAAAGACCCACCUGGCGUUUUUAAACUCGUCUGGGUGUGCGAUGAUGUAUGGGUGAGGCAUCACGGGCGGAAUCGUGCCGUCACCCACACGUGGAACUGACACAACACAACACAACACAACACAACACCCUGCAGAGUGCCAAUCUCUGUUGUCUCUUCGUUCCUCCCUUACGGCCAAAUAAGUCGCAGCACAGCGCCCGGAUCUCCCCGACGAGCGGGUCGUCCACACUCCCCUGGAUGCUGCUGCCCAUGUGGUCCCGCAGCCACUCCAACACAUCAAACACCUGACGCCGGCCGCCCUCCUCCUCACGCACCACAGACACUCCCGCACCAGCCAUACCAGCCGACAUGCUGGCGGCAGUCGCCAGCGCCGCAGCAGUGGCGGCAGCCACGUGCUGAUGGGCGAGGGGGUGUGCGUAGGGCAUCGUGUGCGUGUGUGGGUGGCUGUGGGUGUGGGUGUGGCUGUGGGCGUGUGCGUGUCCGGGGUGGGUGUAGAAGGGCAUGUUGUAGGGGCUGAUGGGGAAUGGUGGCGGUGUGAUGCUGGUGCUGGCGUGGACCGAUGGGGACGGCGCUGGGGGCGGGGGCGGCGACGUGCGGCAGGGGGGAGGCAGUGGGGGGUAGGGCGGCGGCGAAUAGAUCGCAGCUGAAGCCAACCACACCACACCAGACCAGACCAGACAGAAGGAAGGACAGAUGCAGAUUAGAUUGCAUGUCGGGUCGGUGGAUGGGAUGGAUGGAUGGAUGGAUGGAGGGUACGGUACCUACCACUGUUCAUGUGUGGGGUGGGUGCCGGUCCAGCGGUUGAGGGCGACAGCCUCGGCAAAUCUCCAUCACCUAAUUCGAUUCGCAUCACACAACACAUGGACAGACAGACAGACAGACAGACAUGCUACCAAGGUCAGUCAAGAGCAUUCUGCACGUCUCGUGUUGUGUUGUGUGGACGGACCUUUUCGCGUCGGGCUGAGCUCCUGUGGCGACGAGUAUGGGCCCGUGGGUCCGGCGCUGAGGGCCCCCAUCGCUAUCGUCGAGGGGUAGUGGUGCGCAGCAUAAUACUGCGACAGACGCCUACAGACACAGACAGACACCCGAGCCCACCCACCCAUGCCACAGAUGGGAUGGAUGUGCGGACGGGAGGUCCGUGUGUGCGUGUGCGUACGUCGAGAACUCCUGUAGGUACUGCGGGUGGAAGUAUCCGUAAGUCUGGGGCGAGGUGAAGGGGUUGUGGCUGUCCUGACCACCUGCCGCUGUUGCUGGGGCCUCGGACGUCGCGCCAACCUGGUAGCCUGGCAAGGGGAGCGACGAACCUACCAGACCAUGACCAGGAUACGUGGAAUGCCCUGACACACACACACACACAGAGGGAAUCAGCCACACACGAUCUAUCGUCCUCCUGCCACCGCACAGUGCCACGCACCGCAAGCGACCUGUAGCGUAAGUGGGGUAGUAGCCGACGGUGGGAUGGCCACCCGAGCGGCCAGCAGUCACAGUCAGAGGCAGUGGGGUGGCCGAGGGCGGCGGUGGUGGCGGAGGCGACCGACACAGAGGAACAGCUGACACACACAAGCAACACACACAAGCAGACAGAGAGACGGGAGACAGACAACGCGACAGUCACACACAAACAAGGUGGUGUACAAUGCAAGGUGGCCCGUGUGUGUGAUCUUUUGCCUACACGGCGCACUCUUGCUCGACGAAGGGUCCAUCGCUGCAAGGCAGCUGGCGAAGCAGCGGGAACACGCGGUCUUGUCUCGCCCAGUAGAAGCAAGCAGCGCCAGUCAGGGAAAGCGCUCAAAGAGCUCGGCGCGCUGCCGUUGAUGCCUUUCAAAGGGGUUUCUUGGCCGUCAGUCACGUCAGAAGCCAGGCAAGUGAAGUGAAGCAGACAGGAAGAUCAGUCAAGCAAAGCGACGCAAGUAAAGGGAGGGAGGGCGGCAAGCUGCAGGUCUGUCUGUAGGUCACCUGGAAGUACGCAAGACCUGGAGGCCAGACCUUCGCACCUCUGUUGCCUUUUGCAAACAAACCCAAACCCUGG
Molecule: messenger RNA, 3062 nt
Organism: Vitrella brassicaformis
Lineage: Eukaryota; Vitrellaceae
Source: the annotation of a GenBank genome assembly